CAGUGUCCACACAUUUCAAAGGCCGGAACGCACGCGCCGCGGUCGGUAACAGACGUUCACGUGAAAAUGAAAUCGCAAUUCUAAAUUAAUUAAAUUUUUUUUUUCUUCGCCCUUUAUUCGAUAUUCUACUAGUUAUACUAUACUAUAAUACUUCCGAUAUUUUUAUUAUUUUUUUGUAAUUUUUUAAUCGUGAUUAAAAAUGAAGUUUUUCCUACACAACGUUCCCAGUGUUUUUCUAAUGUCGCUUGUGCUCCUGGCCAACGCACAAAAAUCUUCGAAUAAUCCUCGUGACGUCGAUUUCCAAGAGUUGGCGCGCCAGAACAAAAUCACUACGCAGAUACUGGAAGCGUUUAUACAGAAGAAAUUGGGAUUAGCGAGUCCAAACUACAGGGCACCAUCUAUAUUCGACAUUCUGCCUGGGAAGAAGCCAGAAGAUCGACCAAUACGGCAAUCUCUGGUCGAUCGCUUGAAAGCACCCUCACCUGAGAGUACAGAUAAUGAAGAAAAUCAAGAUAUGAAUGAAGAGGUGGAACAAGAGGUAGUAGAGGUCCCAGAAUAUACCGACUUUGACGCUCUACAAAGCGUGGAGAGCGAACAGAUUGAUUCAAUAUACUCUGAAGGUAGGAGUAAAAAGUAUUCCAGCCAGUCGCUUGACGCGGAUUUGGAACCUAGCUAUCAUUGUUCAAGCUGCAACGACGAUGAAUUAGGCGUAACAAGAUGGACUAUGCCUCUACUGAAGAGCGGAGAAAAACGUUAUUAUUUGGGCAUUUUCUUUAAGGCAAACUGGUUCAAAGCGCAACAAUACUGCAGGUUCCACGGAAUGCAUCUAGCCUCGAUUUCGUCACAAGAAGAGAACGACAGGCUUGAGAAAUACGUCAGAGAAUCAGGAUACGGCCGCGAGCAUUUCUGGACAUCAGGUACCGAUUUGGCUGAAGAAGGCAAUUUCUUCUGGAUGGCCAACGGUCGGCCACUCACAUUCGUCAACUGGAACGCCGGCGAACCAAACAACUUCAGAUACGAAAACGGAGAAGAAGAAAACUGCCUGGAACUAUGGAACAGAGACGACAAAGGUCUCAAGUGGAACGACUCCCCUUGUUCCUUCGAAACGUACUUCAUUUGCGAAGUGAGGUCCGAUUGAUAAUGUUAUAGUGCUGGACACGACAUGUUAUACAGGGUGGUUACAUUUUUAAAUGGAAGUUAAAAUUAUAUUUAGUGGAAAUGGUUGUGUCGUACAUUUUUAUUGACAAUUUUUAAUAAUACUUUUUUUACGAUGAUACAUACUGUAACGUCACAAAUUAUUUUAUACUGUUUUGUUAACUUUUACGUGCCGACUCGAUUAAUAGUUCUGUAAAUUACUACUCAAAAACUGUACAUUGUGUUCAAAUAGUAGUUAGGGUUUUAUUUAAACCAUGUUUCGUGUCCUUAGCACAAUCUUAUUACAAUUCAUUGUUUUGUUGUGAUAUAAGAGUAGUGUGCUAGAUGUUAAUCUUCUAUUUCAAGUAAAUAAGAUGGAAUAGAAAUGAUUACGGUCAGUACUCAGUACAUUUGUAAUUAUGUGAUACAAUUUCUUCGUACAAGGAAGAAGUUGUACUGAUUGUAGAUUAGGUAGGGUUGUUAUUUAUUAUUUGAUUGCAAAAAUACCAUCUAUUGACUAGAACUACCAAUGCUGAAAUGAGGAUAUAAUAUUGAACAUAUCUCUUAACACAUAGACAUUUUCACAAAAUUUCAUGUAGGUAUGCGUAAUAUAAUAUCGCUAUUUUUAGUAUUGGUAGCAAACAUUCGUCAAUGUGCAAUGUAUAUGUAUCAAUAAAAUUAGAUUGUGGAUCAAAAAAACAUAUAUUAUGAUAAGUUGUAACGGUCACUGCCUAUGAUCUUGUUACCAGAGCUGUCGCAGCUCGAAGGACACGUGUGUCCAUAGUCAAACUAGUGUUAGUACAAGUUACCUUGUGUAAAAAUAGUUUUAAGGAAAAAUAAACGAAACUUACGAGUUA
Colias croceus (clouded yellow) is the source of this 1991-nucleotide messenger RNA. It is a transcript of the gene tfc, whose product is annotated as C-type lectin domain family 4 member M. Bases 200 to 1138 code for a protein of 312 amino acids. Gene Ontology annotation, biological process: biological process involved in interspecies interaction between organisms. Gene Ontology annotation, cellular component: external side of plasma membrane. NCBI's taxonomy places the organism in Eukaryota, Metazoa, Arthropoda, Insecta, Lepidoptera, Pieridae. The transcript is spliced from 6 exons. The record is from RefSeq and is a predicted model, not a curated record. Gene Ontology annotation, molecular function: carbohydrate binding.